UCCGUUUUUGAGUUACUACAUUUCCCAUGAGCACCCGCUCGGUUGAAAACUACACCAGACAACAUGGCGGCGAUCGGAGCCUUCCUGAAGAAUGCCUGGAAUAAGGAGCCGGUUAUCGUCGUCUCCUGUGGCAUUGGACUGUUAGGUGCUGCUCUUCCAUUCAUCAGCCCUUACACAAAGUAUUCUGCGAUGAUCAAUUCAGCUGUGCCAUACACCUACCCAGUCCCUCUACGAGAUGAUGGAAACUUGCCUGAUGUUCCCGCCCAUCCACGUGAACCGAAAGGAAGGAACUUGGACUGGCUUAAAAACCUGUAACUUCACAUUCUCGCAAUCAACGCUCGUGCUGUUCCUCUUGUUCAUAUGUGUCUGCAUAUCUGCUCCACUUGUCCCACAAUAAAGAUGAUCUAUUUAAUUCUA
Messenger RNA from Morone saxatilis (striped sea-bass), 417 nucleotides. RefSeq names its product NADH:ubiquinone oxidoreductase subunit A3 (gene ndufa3). The transcript is spliced from 4 exons. The record is from RefSeq and is a predicted model, not a curated record. Bases 64 to 315 code for a protein of 83 amino acids. NCBI's taxonomy places the organism in Eukaryota, Metazoa, Chordata, Actinopteri, Moronidae. Gene Ontology annotation, cellular component: mitochondrial inner membrane.